This is a messenger RNA of Branchiostoma floridae (Florida lancelet), 4458 nucleotides long. Its product is annotated as RNA helicase Mov10l1-like. The transcript is spliced from 21 exons. The record is from RefSeq and is a predicted model, not a curated record. Gene Ontology annotation, molecular function: helicase activity. Bases 198 to 3845 code for a protein of 1215 amino acids. Lineage: Eukaryota; Metazoa; Chordata; Leptocardii; Amphioxiformes; Branchiostomatidae.
UCUAAAUGUGAGGCUUUCUUUUGUUCACAAGUUUUAAAGAGAGUUUCCAAGAGAUUUUCCUGAUCCUGCAUCCAUCAACACUGUUGUUGCAACUCAGGAUGUCUGAAGAGAGAUUUGAAAAGUCAUGACUUAAGGUGUAAACACUAUCUAAGGGCGUCCUGUUGUAGAAGACUGUCCAUCCCUGAGAAGGUGCUGAUAUGUUGACAGCUGUAACAAAAGUCCUGAGCCUCAUCACAGGACUCCACACGGAGUCAGAGGACUCAUCAGAGUCGGAGACAGAAUCCUCCGUGUCAGAUGACACCGAUACUCUUGAGUCUUCCAACGUGGGAAAGUCAGCCACACAUGACAGAGAGGAAGUUUCCUUAGAAUGGAACUUCUCUGGCAUCGUGACACAGUUCUCGCACAACUACGGACUGGUCGACGACACAGUUUACUUCAGCAGGGGCGUAGUUCAAGGGUCGGAGGUCAAAUUGGGCUCACCAGUACAGGUAACGGCAAAGCGUAGCGGUCCGACUGCGGGAUGGUGUGCAGAAGUCAUCAUGUUGAUCACACCAGGAGGCUGGGAGGAGGAUGAGUCUGGGAUGACAGGUCACACUGUUGGGAUGGUGACAGACGUCACACAGAACACUGUAGUGAUUGACUAUGUACGCACAGUGAACAUGGAUUGUGCAGUAGCUGGGUACAGGCCGUGUAAGGGGGACUGGGUCAAAGCAGAGACUUCAGAAGGUGGAACAGUCCAGGUGGAGCCUUUAAGGUCACAACUUCUCACAGGCCGUGUGAGCCAGGUGAGAGGAGAGACAGGUGUGGUGGACGGUGAGGUGCUGUUCUGGCCCCAGGUGUGUGUGGAUGGGUACAUCCCCUCCAGAGGAGACUGGGUGGAGGUGACAGCCAUGGAGAGCACACAGGGACACUAUAGCUGGAGGGCCACCAGUGUUACCCCACUCAAGAGGCCUCCCAGAGACAGAUUUCCAAACAAACUGAAGUCUUGGCAGACCCAGAAAGUACAGGAUGGUUGGGUGGUACCAGGACAGAGUCCUUUCAGAAGAAAACCUGUCAGAUUUCCCGUGCACCUGCCCCAGUACCCUGUACCAGACAUGCUGAGAGACUGUGUGUUUGAAGGCAGGGAUGUCAAAAAGAUCAUGCCUGUACUAUGCAAGCCCCUGACCAUGACAGACUACGCUCGGUACUGGUCCUGUCUGCUACAUCUGGAGGAGCUACAGAUGGAGAUUGACAUCCACGAGUUUGACAUGAUCAAUGAGUCUUUACAGCCGUGUGGUGAGUACCUGUCCCUGACUGUACCCGGGUUAGCAGAGGGUCGUCCCUCUGUACUGAUCGGAGACAAGGUGGUUCUCACUUCCCCAGGGGCAGGGGACUGUUCCCCUAGCUAUGAGGGCUAUGUGCACGAGGUUUUAAGGGAGGAAGUACUGCUAAAGUUCCACCAGGACUUCCACAGUAGCUAUAAUGGAGAACCCUACAAUGUCUUCUUUAUGUUCAACAGGUCCACGCUGAGGCGCUGUCACCAGGCUGUCAACUUUGCCCACAACCUGGGGAGUCAGGUGCUGUUUCCAUCCCAACCCACCCUCAGUCCUCCACUGGUUAACUGUGACCUGGUUAGCAACAACACACAGCUGCCAGCUGGGAAGAGGAACCAUUCAGGUGCCCAGCCCAGUAAGGGAGGCAGGUCACUUGGUGCCCCCCUCCCACUGUUUAACUCCAGACUGAACCGGCAGCAGCGAGCGGCCGUCACCAGGAUCCUGCGAGCCGAGGCACGCCCUGCACCGUACGUCCUCUUUGGACCUCCUGGCACAGGGAAGACAGUGACACUUGUAGAGGCCAUCCUGCAGGUGUUCCACACCCUGCCUUACAGCCGCAUCAUAGCCUGUACUCCUUCUAACAGUGCAGCAGAUCUGCUGGCAGAGAGACUCCACAGCAGUGGGAAGGUAAAGCAGGCAGACAUGGUCAGGCUGAAUGCCUUCCAGAGAGUACAGGAGAUACCAGAGUCUAUCGAGCGGUACUGUAUGGACGGAGACCAGCUGGAGCAGGUGUCCCGCAGGCGCAUCAUCGUGGCCACCUGCUCCACCGCAGGCCUGCUGUACUCGCUUGGUCUGUGCUCGGGACACUUCACACACGUGUUUGUGGAUGAGGCUGGCCAAGCUACAGAACCUGAGUGCCUGAUCCCAGUGGGUCUUUGUGCAGGGGUGCAAUCUCAGGUUGUUCUGUCAGGAGACCCCAUGCAACUGGGCCCAGUACUGCAGUCCCACCUUGCCAAGGACCUUGGGCUGGGGCAGUCCCUGCUGGAGAGGCUGAUGACCAGUGGUCCCUACCUCAGGGACAGCAACAGGUUCUCCCAGCAUGGAGCCUACAACCCGAUGCUGGUGACAAAGUUGGUGUGUAACUACCGCUCCCACCCCGCGCUCCUGAAGCUGCCAUCUGAGCUGUUCUAUCACGGCGACCUCUUGACCCUCGCCGACCCCUCGCUGACCCGACAACUGGAGGACUGGGAGGGACUGCCCUGUAAGGGCUGCCCAAUCAUCUUCCAUGGAACGGAGGGGGAAGACAUGCGGGAGGGCAGCAGUCCAUCCUGGUUCAACCCCGUGGAGGCAGUACAGGUCCUGCGCUACACACAGCUGCUGAUAGGGGGCAGUGUCAAACAGUCAGAUGUUGGAAUUAUCACUCCUUACAGAAAACAGGUGGAGAAGCUACGACUGCUGCUGGGGUCAGUCGGACUGGACGAGGUCAAGGUCGGGUCAGUGGAGGAGUUCCAGGGACAGGAGAGGCUCAUCAUCAUCAUCUCAACUGUUCGCUCGACCACCAACAUGGUGAAAUUCGACACCCAGCACACCCUGGGCUUCCUCAGUAACCCCAAACGGUUCAACGUGUCCAUCACCCGAGCACAGGCCCUGCUGAUCAUGGUGGGAAACCCCCACGUGUUAGGACAGGACCAAUAUUGGUUGUCCCAUCUACAGUACUGUGUUGACAAGGGUGCGUACACUGGCUGCUCACUUCCCUCAACUGUGAAAGUGAAGAGAGACACUAGUUGUGGUACAUGUGAUGUCCAGCACACAGGAUCAAAUUCUUCACUCCCUACAACAAACAGUCCUCCUUCAGACCAGCUGGACAAGCCAGAUUCACAACUGACAGAACCACUGGCUCCUCAAUCCAUUUCAAAUACAAGGAUAUCACGUCUUGAUAGAGAUGUAGAUGAGUGCAAUCUCAACGUGAGCAACCAAGAUGUGGGCACCCCAGAAAGGGGGCCAAGAGAAGACAACAAUGUUGCUCACAGUGAAGAAAAGAUGGAACCAACCUUAGGUGGACAGAGUGGAUGGAAAGGGAGGGUUAAGGGAAAUACUUUUCAACAACCACCAACAGUCAUUUUAAUAGAAAAUCAGGUCAAAGAGAAAAGCAAGGAUGCGAACAGUGUGAACCAUACCAACAUGGACUCUGCUGUAGCAGGUGUCAAAAAUGAAGAUCACUUUGGAAGCAAUAUCAAACAAGCAGAGGUUAGGAAGAAAGAGGACAGCGGCAGUGGUUGCUCAGUACCAGAACUUCCAAGCACAGCCAUUCAGAAUAGCAGCAAUGUGCAGGCUUUACCGAAUGGCAGGGAACCAAUGAUGCAAAACAAUUGCUCCCCAGAUUCCAGACUACAGGAUGUUCAGAACAUGACACAGGAAAAGAAUGGAGACAUGAGAUAUGCAGAUAUAGCGAACUGUCAAGUUAUACGUGACAAAUCUGGGGAUGUAUGUGACUACAGUAGUAUGCCAUCGUUGAGUGAUGGGGAGAGUGACCAACAUGACAGUGAUGUGAUCGUGGAGAGUAGUUAUGAGGAAACCGGGGAUGAAAUGUGAUGAUUAGCUGCACAUAAAGGCACAGAUACAAUGAUCAUUGUAUUAACAGUCUUCUCACUGAAGUCACUGUGGGACUUCUCACUCACCAUAUCUGUAUCACCAUUAGCAGGGAAAAGGUUAAGAUUUAAACCUUCUCUUUACCAUCAUCAUUUUAACAAGUAUUUCUAAUACAUUCCACAAAUUUGUUGCCCAUCUUGUCAAAGGUACUAUCAUCACCUUUAUCUUACACAAGGAACUUCCUUAAUACUAGUUUUCAAACUCUAAGCAUUAUGAGAGGACAUUUUCGAAACCUUUGUUUCACUCUGACAUUCUUACUAAUAGAUCUGUUAUCUAAAGGUACAUUGUAGACAACUUUAUGACACACUGCAUAGUUAUAGGUUAGAGCAUCACAAAGAGUUAUUUUGUUGUAUCAAGGUCCUUCACCUUUUAACAGAAGUUCAGCAGAAGAUUUGUUUCCCCAUGAAAGUUGAACCCAUUUGUAGCCUUGUUUAGUCAUGUCUCACUGUUAUUUUGUUUGUUAACUGUUAUAAUCAGAUUUUGUUGGUUGUACACUAAAAGUUAUUUUAGCAGUCUUCAUGUUUUCUCUCUCAAAAUAAUAAACCUCUUUACAGGA